AUGGCUGAUGUCGAUCUGCACAGAGAUCUUUUAACUGCUUACAAAUCGAGCCCCAACUCCAACAUAGACCCGGCGAUACUACAAAGAUUGGCUAAAAAGUUGCAGCUACUGACCAUAUCUGAUCUCAAACAAGAAUCACUUGCACUGCACGAGAUGACUUACGAUCGGGAGUCAAUUGAGCAAUGGCUUGAGGGACACGACACACGCCCAAAGACUCAACAAAAGUUAUCCAACAAAUCCUUGACCCCGAACUAUGUUUUACACAGUCAUAGCACAAUGGUGUUAGGCCAAUGGUAUCGAUCGCCCAGACACCCUGCACAACUUAACCAGACUAAGCCAGACUGUUCUUCACCUCAACAUGCUAAAGUUAUAGAACUUGUCUGCAAGCUGUCUUCCCGGAGCAUUGAGGACAAAAGGUCUACUACUGUUGAGCUCCAUCUCCUUGCCCGGCUCAGUGCUGAAAACCGUACUGUCGAGCUCCGUCUCCUUGCCCGGCUCAGUGCUGAAAACCAUUGCUGCAUAGCUGAGGCAGGUGCUAUACCCUUCCUUGCGAAUCUAUUUUCUACCCUCGACGUACACACGCAGGAGAAUGCAGUCACAGCUGUUCUAAACCUCUCCAUUCUUGAAGAGAACAAGGAAAAUAUCGUAGCCACAGGAGCAGUGCCUGCGAUACUCAAAUGUGCUGAGGAGGGGUAG
This is a messenger RNA of Zingiber officinale, 696 nucleotides long. Its product is annotated as protein spotted leaf 11-like. The transcript is spliced from 2 exons. Bases 1 to 696 code for a protein of 231 amino acids. Lineage: Eukaryota; Viridiplantae; Streptophyta; Magnoliopsida; Zingiberales; Zingiberaceae. Gene Ontology annotation, biological process: protein ubiquitination. Gene Ontology annotation, molecular function: ubiquitin-protein transferase activity; protein binding. The record is from RefSeq and is a predicted model, not a curated record. Gene Ontology annotation, cellular component: cytoplasm; nucleus.